Messenger RNA from Candidozyma pseudohaemuli, 3897 nucleotides. RefSeq lists its product as uncharacterized. NCBI's taxonomy places the organism in Eukaryota, Fungi, Ascomycota, Pichiomycetes, Serinales, Metschnikowiaceae. Gene Ontology annotation, biological process: DNA integration. Bases 1 to 3897 code for a protein of 1298 amino acids. Gene Ontology annotation, molecular function: nucleic acid binding. The record is from RefSeq and is a predicted model, not a curated record. The transcript is spliced from 6 exons.
AUGAACUACUUUCUUUCAUACCUGGACCCUGCAUACAAGUCUUCGGUGGUAUCUCAAGAUCUCUUAAGAGAGGACACCGAGUCGGCUGAAAGAACUAAGUAUGAGGUUCGGGUUCCGUUCAAGUUAGAGUAUAAGUGUGAUAUCAUCUGGUGGAUUGUCAAACUCGAGACUGCUGCGAAUCAUGCUCUCGAUGUGGAUACAAAGAAUUACAUCUGGGAAUACUUCAAGGACCCAGAGACUGCUGGAGCAAUAUUUGCCAGACAUGACUCACGUACUAAGAAAGCUAUUAAGAACAACGCACAAAAGUUCAUUGCAAUCAUCACUACGGAGAACUUUAUCCUGAAGAAUGUCAUCACCGAAAAGGAACCAGUGAAAACUUUACCCUUAUUCAGAAAAUGGCUUGUCGAGAAAGGAACGAAGUUUAACAAUGGCGACUUACGUGAAGCCAUCACCAGAUGGAGCAGUCAAUAUGAAAAGUGCAAAGACCCAAAACUGUACCACAGUGUGGCGGAUAUCUCACUGUUUAUUGCCUCUCAUACCUUCGACAAUGACAUCACAAUACUUUUGCUUAGAGAAGGCAACUUAGGUGCAAAUAAGAAACAGGAAGUGAUUAAUGGCCAAUUGAAACUCAGAAAAGAUGAAGUACUCGACGUAUUCAAUAAUUGCUUCCAUUACCGUGAAAAGGAGUAUGAACUCCCAACUGCUGGCUCCUUGGUGACCUCAAUUGAUCAGAGAGAAGUCCUCAAAGAUGCAAUUGACAUAGAUGAUGAUGAUAAUGAUAGGGCAAACUAUCAUUUGACGAACGAAGAAAAGAUUAUUGAAUUUGUGUGGGAUUCUGGAAGUCCUAUACAUAUCAUCUCAGACUUGACGUUGCUCUAUGACUUUGAGAAACGAUCAACGACAGUAUCUGGUUUAGGGGGAGGAACUGAGAUCUCCCCUGGAUUUGGAAAGAUGGACGUUAGGACUAUUUAUGGUAAGAGUACUACACUUGAUGAGGUAUAUUACCUCCCGAACUCUACCAACAUCAUAUCAGGACAACGUUCGUUACCUUGGAUCUAUGACCAAGAUAUCCAGAUGCUAUUUGACCGAAAGCUGAGAGUCCUAUCAUCUCGAAUUCCAGAUAAACCGCAUCACAUCUAUGUCGCACUCAAGUGCAAAAUUCAAUCCCAGGACCAAACUGAUUUGAGACAUUUGAUUAUGAUCUCAGAAUCCGACAUGAGGCAGGCCUUCAGAACAUAUCAAGUGAACCUUAGAGGUUAUGACUGGCUAUCAAAGCUGGAUUACAAUGCGAAAGACUUAGCAAUUCACCUCAUGUUGGGGCAUCCUUCUUAUCAACAGUACAACAAAAUCAGAGACCUUCACAAUAAUUCUGAUCCACCACCAAAAGAUCCGUUACCAACCAUAGCCCUGGAUAUCAGAAAAUAUUGUCGCUCCUGCCGCAUUCGAACAAUGACCAAAUCUCAAGCACCUAGGAAAGGUAAAGGUAUCGGCAGAGCAAAUGUGACACAACCACUUCAAGUUAUUCAUGUGGACUUGGCUGGACCAAUUGAGCCGAAAGGUCACAAUGGUGAAGAGUACUUCGUUGUUGCCGUCGACAGAUAUUCAGGAAUGAUCUAUGUUGAAGUCAUUAUCCAUAAACGUUAUGCUCGCAAAGGACUCCUCCAAAUCAUGCAGAGGAUGCAAAUCGACUUUCCAGCGCACAAAGUACUUGAAAUACGAGCAGAUAAUGGAAAUGAAUUCCAAAGCUUGAGAGACGAGACUGGUGAAACUGACAUUAUCGUCAGAGAUAACAUCCCUAUCCACACAACUACAUCGACCAAACCAUUUGUUAAUCAGCUCAUCGAGCGUCACUGCGAUCCAGCUCGAACACUUAUUCAUAUUCAGAAUCGUCCGUACGAGUACCCAUCCAGAUAUCAAUCAGGUACAAAGAAAACCAAAGAGCCUCCAGAGCUAACUAAAGUCGAUGAUCCACAUUUGCAACCAUAUUUAAAAUUGAAAGAGGCUGAAUUAAUUCAAGAGCAAAGAGCAAAAGAAGCUGCGGAAAGAAACAAAGCACUUCGAAAAACAAUCGAGAAUGAGUAUCACGAGCAGUCACAACUGAGUGUACCUGCUAGUUUAUUUGACAGACUGAACACAGUAUUACGGAAAUCGUCAACAACAGUCUCCGACCAAAUCAAAGAAUUACAAGGCGCAAGAUACCUGGCACCUAUUCCUCACGGUGUUACAGAAGAAGACGAGGGACAGCCUCCUCUUAAGAAACCAACUCUACAAGCGGUAUCAGGACCAGAGAGGGACAGCUCGCAACUGUCUCUUUCUGCAGCAGGUAGAAGCGACAGAUUGCAACUACAGACUUCCCUGCCAUCGCCAGCUGAGGUAGCACCCAGCACAAUGAACGACAAUCACGACAAGGCGACCGCUCCACGCAGAAUAACCCGAUCUCAAGCAGUGAAAGAUCCGGGAUUUUACAGGAUACUCUUAGCUAAUCCCCUGCCUGAAACAUAUGGUAAUUCGGCAAGAUCUCUCGAUCGGUCAACCUACGAUGUGCAACCUUGUUACAGUUCGGCGAGAUCUCUCGAUCAGUCAACCUGUGACGACGCUAUCGAUAUACCUGUGCUUUGCAUUGCUCCUUCCUCCGUAUACGUACUUACAGUGCAUGUCAUUAGCGAGGGAAUUGAAGAAUCAGAAAACUACGAUUUCCGACAUCUUUUACCAGAAGAACAAGAAGAUACGGUAGAGUUGAGGUAUAAAGAUGGAAUUCUUCAACCUGUGCGUAAACCAGCUCCUGAAACAUUUCGUGAGGCAGUUAACCGUCCUACUGAAGAAGGAUGGAAAGAGGCCAUUGAACGUGAAUUAAACUCAUUUGAAGAACACAACACGUUCGAAAUUUGCAAUUUACCCAAGGGAAUGGAAGUCAUGGACUCCAGAUGGCUCUUUCUCAACAAGUCAACUGGUCUAGCGAAGGCCAGACUUGUACAAGAUAUCUAUAUUAUUAUUGUGUUAUACGUGGAUGAUAUGCUUAUCAUGGGCACGAGUGAAAGCGAGGUUGUUAAAACCAAGGAUAUGCUAAGCAAAGAAGUGGAAAUUACAUUUCAAACUAAUGUGAAACGGUUUCUUGGUAUGUCCAUCGAUAUCCUCAAAGACAAAAUCAAUGUCUCACUCAAAGACUACAUCUCAGAAUCGUUCAACGACAUCAAGCCAAAUGAGAAAGUCAAAACGCCCUGCUCCACAGCGUGGAAGGACCACCUACUUCCUACGCCAGAUGACGAACUAAUUGAAGAUCCUGGAGAGUACAGACUGUUGGUCGGAAAAUUGCUAUUUGCUAGCACUACAGUCCGUUAUGACAUUGCCUUUGCAGUAGCUGUCUUAUCUCGGUACAUGGCUAAACCAACCAAACGACAAUAUGCCGCCUGUGUUCGGGUUGUGCAAUACUUGAAAAGUACCGAAGAUUUUUGCCUAACUUAUCACAAACAAACUGAGACCAAUGAUAUCAAUUUAGAAUUCUUUACUGACGCAGACUGGGGAGGUUGCCCUAGUGACAGCAAAUCCAUUUCUGGAUUCAUCGCGCGCAUCAAUGACUCGCCGAUCUACUGGCGUGCUCGAGGUCAAAAGAGUGUCUCGCAAUCAACUCAUGAAGCUGAAGCUAUUGCCUUGAGUGACACAAAUAAAGAAGCUAUUUGGAUGAAAGAUCUUCUUGUCAACUCAGGAGAUUGGAAUCAACAACACGAGACGACCAUCUAUUCAGACAAUGAGUCCUUGAUUAAGGCUCUCGCCAGAACAGAUUAUUAUGUUUCUGCUAGAACAAAACAUUUGCGCGUCGACUUAGCUGCGAUCAGAGAAGGAGUGAAGUAUGAGAAUUUUAUCAUCAAGCAUAUGGUUUUCAUUCUCAAGUUGAACUAG